This is a messenger RNA of Jatropha curcas, 2312 nucleotides long. It is a transcript of the gene AZG2, whose product is annotated as Xanthine/uracil permease family protein. The record is from RefSeq and is a predicted model, not a curated record. Gene Ontology annotation, molecular function: purine nucleobase transmembrane transporter activity. Gene Ontology annotation, cellular component: plasma membrane. NCBI's taxonomy places the organism in Eukaryota, Viridiplantae, Streptophyta, Magnoliopsida, Malpighiales, Euphorbiaceae. Gene Ontology annotation, biological process: transmembrane transport; adenine transport; guanine transport.
CUAAGGGUUUGCUUUUAUAUGCCAUUAAAAACAGGACUGGUCUACCUGAUAAGUCAUAAACACUAUCCUCCACAGCAAGUAAAACAAUCCAUAUUUUCUCUUCCUAAACCAAAAGAACAUGCAUCUCCUAAGUUGUAACGCAUGCAUAUCCCUUAAAUCCAGUGGAUUUGCCCUAUAAAAUCUAACAUAUAUUCCUUUUUUCACUCCAUAUAACCUUUCUUAAACACGCAUACUCACAAGAAAAAAAGGUAGAGAAGCAAAAAUGGGAGCUGGUGAGCUUUGUCCAAGAUUAUCAAAUUCUUGCAAGAAAAUAGAGACAACCUUGAAUGAUACAGUGUCGAAGAGCAAGAUUGGUAGAUAUUUCAAGAUUGAAGCAAGAAAGAGCUCUUUUACAAAAGAGCUACGUGCUGCUACUGCUACAUUUCUUACUAUGGCAUAUAUCAUCACCGUUAAUGCCACCAUCCUUGCUGAUUCCGGCGGCACUUGCUCCGUCGCUGAUUGCUCUGUUACGCUUAACCAAACGGUUAGUCCAGAUUGUGUACUUAAACCCAAUGAUGGGUAUCAAAAAUGCCUUGAAAAAACUAAGAGCGACCUUAUUGUAGCGACCAUAUUGGCGUCUAUGAUCGGGUCAUUUGCUAUGGGAAUUCUUGCAAAUUUGCCUCUGGGUUUGGCUCCAGGAAUGGGCGCCAACGCUUACUUGGCUUAUAAUUCGGUGGGUUUUCAUGGAUCUGGACCCAUUUCAUACGACACUGCAAUGGCUGUCGUCUUAGUUGAGGGUUGUGCUUUUCUUGCAAUAUCUGCUCUCGGGCUCAGAUCAAAGCUUGCUAGGCUCAUACCUCACUCGGUCCGCCAUGCUUUCGCAGCUGGUAUUGGGCUUUUCAUUGCAUUCGUGGGCUUGCAGGUCCACCAAGGUGUGGGCCUUGUUGGGCCUGAUCCAUCUACAUUGGUGACCGUCACAGCUUGCUCUAGUAUAAAUCCGGUGACCGGAGAAUGCACUACAGGGAAAAUGCGUAGCCCAACAUUUUGGCUCAGUGUAGUUGGGUUCCUAAUCACAUCUUAUGGGUUAACGAAGGAAAUUAAAGGUAGCAUGAUAUAUGGAAUUCUUUUUGUCACACUAAUUUCAUGGAUUAGAGGCACUUCUUUCACAUAUUUCCCUUAUACUCCACUUGGUGAAUCAAAUUACAAUUACUUCAAAAAAGUGGUAGAUUUCCACAAAAUCAAAUCCACAGCUGGGGCUAUUAGUUUCACCAAUUUCAAUAAAACUGAGGUUUGGCUUGCUCUAGUAACCCUACUGUAUGUUGAUGUCCUAGCCACCACAGGAACAUUAUACACCAUGGCAGAAAUUGGAGGAUUUGUGAAUGAAAAAGGGAGCUUUGAAGGGGAGUACUUGGCUUACAUGGUAGAUGCAGGCUCUACAAUUGUAGGAUCCACAUUAGGAGUAUCACCAAUAGCAACAUAUGUAGAAUCAUCAGCUGGGAUUAGAGAAGGUGGUAGAACAGGAUUAACAGCAGUAAUUAUUGGAAUUUACUUUCUACUAUCAUUGUUUUUUACCCCUCUAUUGAGUAGCGUACCUCCAUGGGCAAUAGGGCCUUCACUGGUGAUAGUUGGGAUACUAAUGAUGAAGGUGGUGAAGGACAUAAACUGGGAAAAUAUGAAAGAGGCAGUGCCUGCUUUUAUGACCAUAAUUCUUAUGCCUUUAACUUAUUCAAUUGCAAAUGGGAUUAUUGGUGGGAUUGGAUUACAUAUUGCUCUUAAUUUGUAUGGUUAUGCUGAGAGGUCAGUUAGAUGGUUGAUCAAGAUGAGAAGAAUGGUGGUAAAAGAACAAAAUCAAGUGUCUGGUGUAGAUCAUUCAGUUGAAGUUGUUUAAGAGUUUUCAGUUUGUGGUUAAUUAGUGCAAUGUUUUCUAUCUGCUCAUCUCUUAAUCAAGGAAAAGGGCUUAAAUGCAAUCCAAUGUCUACUUACCCACAAAAGAGAAGGUCAGUGCCAAGAAAACAUAGCUUUCUUCCAAUUAAGAAUGCCAACUCAAUCAAAUAUGAUUCCGUCAUAUUACCCUAUCUGCGACUUUUCUAGCUGUACAAGUUUCAGAAAUGACAAUAACAUGGGAUAUCGAUAAAAGCCAUGUCCCUUAACAUUUAUUUCCUAUUUAUUUUGGUGGGUGUGUUAGUUGAUCCAAUGCAAGUCAAAUUGGGUAGCUUUUGUAUAAUACAAUGCACCUCCAUUGUUGGACUAUUUGAAGGUCUCUUUCCACAUUCUCUUCAUUUUCGAAAUUGGCUUGCCAAGUAAAAAUUUUUUUUUUUUUAAUUUAGUAUUCA